Dichotomopilus funicola is the source of this 1785-nucleotide messenger RNA. RefSeq names its product WD40-repeat-containing domain protein. The record is from RefSeq and is a predicted model, not a curated record. Lineage: Eukaryota; Fungi; Ascomycota; Sordariomycetes; Sordariales; Chaetomiaceae. Gene Ontology annotation, cellular component: anaphase-promoting complex. Gene Ontology annotation, biological process: anaphase-promoting complex-dependent catabolic process; positive regulation of ubiquitin protein ligase activity; positive regulation of anaphase-promoting complex-dependent catabolic process. Gene Ontology annotation, molecular function: ubiquitin ligase activator activity; protein binding; anaphase-promoting complex binding. The transcript is spliced from 2 exons. The coding region runs from base 1 to 1785 and encodes 594 amino acids.
AUGGCGACCGCUACGAUUUCGACCCCCCUCAAAUCCCACACCGGGCUUUUCUCCUCCCGUACCGCUGGCGGCCGAAUGCCCUUGACCCCCUCGCCUUGUCAACGCAACGUCAACUCUUCUCCCUAUACACCCGACAAGUCCAGCCACGAUGCCCACCGCGGGCCGAGCAAAUCUGUCUACGGCGGUAACCUGGCCGCCCACUUUGCCAAGUCGACCAAGAACCACCGCGACUCGCCCAAGUCCAACAUCGCUCGGGUCGUGUCCACCCCCCGCAAAGUUCUUGAGCUCGGUGUGUCAGACUUUACCCUGAGGGGCACUGGUGCCCAUGCCAAGUCACCCCCCAGCGCCAAGGCGAAGAAGCCGGUUGCGGUCAAGACCAAGCCGAGCAAGACCACUGUAACCUACAAGGCCGACCGUUUCAUUCCCAACCGGACUGCGAGCUCUGGGAUCGCCAACGCUGGGUCCGCAAAGAUCAGGAUCCGCGACAACCAGCAUCCGGGCGGCCGUCGCGCUGAAGCAUCGUCCGUCUUGGCCUCGGCAGCUGAUGAUGCCAUCGCCGCUCUGGAGGGUCUCAACAUUAACGACGAGGAACCGACCUCGUACACUCAGCCCUCGCCCAAUACAGUGGCAUACAGGGAGUCUUUGGCCGAUGCGUGCGGUGUCAGCCUUAACACGCGCAUUCUCGAGUUCAAGCCGGCGCCGCCAGAGUCGUCCAAGCCCAUCGACUUGCGCCAACAGUACAACCGCCCCCUGAAGCCCGCUGCCGCGAGCUCUGCCCAGUUCAGACGCCGCAUUGCCACAGCCCCGGAGCGUGUUCUGGAUGCGCCCGGCCUCAUCGACGACUACUACCUCAACCUCCUCGACUGGAGCACGGGCAACCAGGUUGCCAUUGGCCUUGAGCGUAACGUCUACGUCUGGUCGGCCGACGAGGGCUCAGUCAGCUGCCUGCUCGAGACGAGCCCUGAUACCUAUGUCAGCAGCGUCAAGUGGUCCGGAGAUGGCGCUUACGUUGGUGUUGGCCUCGGCACUGGAGAGGUGCAAAUCUGGGACGUCGCUGAGGGCGUCAAGAUCCGCAGCAUGCUCGGCCACGACACCCGGGUCGGCGUGAUGGGCUGGAGCAAGCAUCUGCUCUCCACCGGCGCGCGGAGCGGCCUGGUCUACAACCACGAUGUCCGUAUUGCGGAGCACAAGGUGGCCGAGCUUGUCUCACACACCUCGGAAGUAUGUGGUCUGGAGUGGAGGUCGGAUGGCGCGCAGCUCGCCACGGGCGGCAACGACAACCUGGUAUCCAUCUGGGAUGCCCGGUCGCUCGCCGUGCCCAAGUUCACCAAGACCAACCACAAGGCCGCCGUCAAGGCUCUCGCUUGGUGCCCUUGGAACAUGAACCUGCUGGCCACUGGCGGCGGCUCGUAUGACCGCCACAUCCACUUCUGGAACACCACCUCCGGUGCCCGCGUCAACAGCAUCGACACCGGUUCCCAGGUCACCAGCCUCCGCUGGAGCCCCCACUACCGCGAGAUUGUCAGCUCUAGUGGUUUUCCCGACAACUCGUUGAGCAUCUGGAGCUACCCAACCCUGGUGCGCAACGUCGAGAUCCCUGCCCAUGAGAGCCGUGUCCUCCACAGCUGCCUCAGCCCUGAUGGCCAGAUGCUCGCCACAGCUGCUGCCGACGAGAGCUUGAAGUUCUGGAAGAUCUUUGAGAAGAAGCCCGGAAGCGGUUCCAGCCUCACCGGCGUGGGCUCAACCGCCAAGGCGACCACGCCUAAGCACAUGACGAUCCGUUAA